AUGGCGCUUGGCAGUGAAAAUAACUUAUACCAAAGACAACAGCAAACUACACACCAAAUCUUGAAAACUCGCACGGUGCAUCAGCCACAGCACAGGCGUAUUGCACCUGCAAUAACGGCACGCUCUUCGUACACUGCAAUGCCUUAUACGAAACCAAUUGCAAUGAGCACGGGCACCACUCUGGAUUCUAAUAACCCAUCGGUAAUACGUCGUAACGCACGUGAACGUAAUCGUGUUAAGCAAGUAAAUAAUGGUUUUCUGAAUUUGAGACAACACAUACCACCAGCAAUUGUGGCGGAUCUAAGCAAUGGGCGCCGUGGCAUUGGACCUGGUGCAAAUAAGAAACUAAGCAAAGUGGAUACUUUACGCAUGGCUGUGGAAUACAUAAGACGUUUACAGCAUGUCAUUGACGAAGUGGAUAGUGAUGCUGGCAGUGUGAGUUCAUAUAAUAGUUGUGGUUCUUCUACUAGCAGCACGCCCCCACCAACACAAUUUCUGUAUUCAGCGGUACCGUCUGGCUCUAAUUAUUAUCAAAUACCGCAACAACAACAUGAUUACUAUGGUCUAAGCUAUGCGGGUACUUUUGGCAAGGAGAAUCAACAACAUCAAUUACCACAAAAUAUGCAAAUGAUUUCGCCGGCUGCGUCCAUUGGUUCCUCAAACUACAGUACUGAAAGUUAUCAACAUUCUCCAGUGUAUGCUCCAAAUAUCAAUUCACAUAACGCGGCCGUUAAAUUUGAGCAAUCUUAUGAAGAAUAUUCGAAUACAUCAGCAGAUGACGAAGAACUGCUAGACUACAUAUCGCUGUGGCAAGAAGAUAUGUAA
Teleopsis dalmanni is the source of this 825-nucleotide messenger RNA. RefSeq names its product achaete-scute complex protein T5-like. The coding region runs from base 1 to 825 and encodes 274 amino acids. The record is from RefSeq and is a predicted model, not a curated record. Lineage: Eukaryota; Metazoa; Arthropoda; Insecta; Diptera; Diopsidae. Gene Ontology annotation, molecular function: protein dimerization activity; RNA polymerase II transcription regulatory region sequence-specific DNA binding; DNA-binding transcription factor activity, RNA polymerase II-specific. The transcript has a single exon. Gene Ontology annotation, biological process: regulation of transcription by RNA polymerase II. Gene Ontology annotation, cellular component: RNA polymerase II transcription regulator complex.